GAACAAUUUAUUUCUCAUAUCUCCUAAGAAAUACUAAAAAAUAAUGGUUGGUUUGUUUGUUUGUUUGUUUUAAUUGGUGAGAGAGUGCUGUAGCACAGCUAUAUGCUGCUUUGAGAUAAAGUAGAUAAAUUGUUUUAAAAUUGUUUGUAAAUAGUGAAGUACCAAGUACAGGUUUAGACUUUUUGCCAGCUGUGUUGAUAGAGGAGGCAACAUCUGCACACAGAAUGUUAGUUGUACUGUCUGAAUGGGUUGUAAUGUAAGGGUGAUGUCUGUUGUGCUGGGAACAGUCUCAGGCUUCAGUCCCAUUACAAAGGUUUGGUCAUGUUUAUUGGCAGGCAAGCCCUAACAUGCCUUUCCUGACAAAGUGGUAACUUACGUACACAAAAUACUUCGGUAUGUGCAAUACUUUCACAAAACUACAUCCCCUAGGCUAUUACAAAGUCACCUACAUUUGUAUCUAUCUAUAUUUUUAUCUUAAUAUUAUGAAGUGAUCAACAUACUUUGGUGUAAGCUUUCUCCAGCGGCAUUUUGUACCCUAUGUCCUCAUCUGUGUAUUUGUGCUCCAUUCUUAAUACACAAUCCCUUACACUCCUUUGUUUAAUAGGUUCUCCUCUGUUAGUCACUUAGAAUUAAUUGCACAUCUUAUACCAUUCUCAACUUAAUUAGCACAUUUAAACUUCUGUAACCAUUUUAUCUGUCAGUCACGACAUCUAUGACUAUUUUGUCUGUUGGUUUAGUGAAAUCUUUUCAGCAAGUGUGUUUAUGAAUAUAUAUGCACUUUAUAGGAGUAUGUUUUGAUGGAUGCUUUGGUGAGAACUACAGUAGACCCUGCGCAAACAAAAGUUCAUCUCUGCUCAAAGCUCACUCAGCAGUUCUGUUUGCUCUGCUGUUUCAAAUCUGGCGGAAUGGAUAGGAACACCUUUUCUAGGAGGCAUAUUGCAGUAAUUAUGAUUUUAGUGUAUGCCUGUUGAGAUAUUCUGAAAAUGGUUGUCCUGGAUGGUUUUGGACUCCUAUAUAAGUUUAACAGUAUGCUGCAUUUACGGUCUUAUAGUGUAGUAUCUAGGAUUCAACAAAUAUCCAGGUUAUGAAAUUUAUACUGAAAGGGGGAGUUGGGCUUUCUGAAGGAUAAGGGUAAGUAUAAACAAAUAAAUUACACAUUUCAGCUUCUUCCACAUACAGAAUAAUUAUGUCUAAGCAGGACUAAGAAAAUCUUUAUAAAUAUGUUAAGCCUUAAAACUAUCUUUGUAAAGGGAAAAUUAGCAUUGGUGAAGUAAAAGAAUUCCUCUAGAAAUUCAGUGAGCGUUUUUGGCAGCUGUUUGCCUGGUAUACAAGUAUUAAGGUCAGUUAAACAUUUUCUUGCAGCUUUUUACCAGUAGAUUACAAACUACUAAUAGGAAUGUGCGUCUAUCCCAUAUUUUGACUAUGGGUUUAUCAGCCUUCUCAGUGUGGUUACCUGGCAUCUGGAUCAACAAGCUCAUUAUGUUCCGGGCUGCUCUACCACUUAGCGUCUUGGGGAAAAGCCAGUGUUAAAGUAGAGGGGUCUUGUGAACAGCAGAACUAAUGACGUCUGGGUCCUUAUUAGUGGGCUUUGUGACAGACCGUAAGAAUGCUUUUACCCUCAGAGCUCCCAGGUGGUCCCUUAGUUCAUACACUGUAAUCACCCAAAUUAGCUUAUCAUCCCCAUCCUCCUCCUGUUCAACUGCUAGCUGCUUUGCGGCUGUCCGUAGGCUGACCAUUUCUUGGCACUUAACUAUCAGAUGUGCAGAAUGCCUUGCCCCUCAACUGGAGAUCUGUACAGAUAGGUUUUAGAGGUACGUGUAUCUCCCCAGACAUGUAUUAUGUCGGGUUGACCUUAAUAACUUUGAAGUGUGUAUCCAAUUUCACUGUAAUGGCCAACCGGGCACUUGUUUGGUGUGACUUUCAAGCAGAAAAACAGGGCAAAUGUAUUAACUUUAAGGGGGUUUGGUUUUAGAGGUUUGCGGGGUUUUUGUGUAAGAUGUGUAAACGUUCAGUACGCAAGCAGUGAAGUUGAGUCAAAUGGUAGGGUAGCUUGAAUUCGGUCACACCAGAGAACACACUUGAUGUCGCUGCAGGCAAUAACCAGUAACGGUACAGCAGUACUCGGGGUCUGAUCCAUGAUGUUACAGGAGACACUGGAAAGCUAAUUGUGUGACAAGUGCCCAGUGGGUCAGAUGAUGGAAAAGGGCUUGAGUAUAUAGCCUUUGCCUGCCAUGAGGUGCUGUAUGGCACAUAGCUGUAUGUUAAGAGACAGAAGUAGGAGAUCCCAACUCUAAUGAACCAUCUACUAGAGUUUGGUUCUUGGUAAUCCACAUGAAGACAGACUUUGUAACUGGAAUCCUAUGGAAGUAAGUGGAACAAAUAUAAGGAGGCUUGUGGCCCAGCUUUCCUGAAGUCCAGACCUACACAACAUAUGUCUGCAUCCUCCAUUUUUUACCCUUUUGUCAGUAACUUGAUCAAAUAUUUAUAACUAUUGAUUAAUUCAUAUGGCUUUGUAGACGAAUGCAUGAAAUAAUUAUAAUUGCUUGUUGGCCUUGUUUAACAUACCAAGUUUUAGCUGAUGGUUAAGAUAUUUUUGAGGGCUAAAAUUAUUAACAGAUCCAGUAAACUGGUAAAUAAGUACCAAAAUUAUCAAAUAAACCAGGAAUUGGCUACAAGGGAGAUGAGAAUUGAAUUUUUUUUAACAUUUGUUUUUUUAAUGGAGGGGAGGGUGAAUUAGGCUGAGCUAUAGCACAGUAUUCAUUAGUAUUGUCCUUAAUGAGGGACAAAAACAUUAGAGGUACGCUGCUGAAAUUUGCUUUUAAUAAAAAAUGAGACACUGCUGUUACAGAUUAAGAUUAGGAUGCACUGGGUGACCUACAAAUUGGACUAGUGAGACACUGAUGAGAUCUUAAUUGUAAUGCUGUACAACAAAUCUGAUAUCAGUGAAAGAAAUACGAGAUCAGACUGGAGUGGAUGAAGAGAAAACUGCAAGAAAUAAUAAGGAAAACAAAAAUUCGGUAUUCUAAAUGGACCUUCAAAAGUUUGACAGUUCAUUCUAACAAAAGUUGAGAGGAUAUCAACAUUCUUUAGAAUUACAAGAAUAAAUAUACAAAGGAAAAUUAAACGACAGUUUUGACAAAAGAACGAAUAUAUGUAAGCAUUAGUAAAUUGACUGUGUAUUUAAAACAAGGUUUGCAGUCUUGGCACCAGUGUACUUGGGUAGUCUUUCUGUGGAAAUAGUGAUGUAAAAGAAAACUUUUUGAAACAUGGAUUGCUUUUAUGAAAGUGAUUAUAUGAUGUCUUUGCCUAAAAUAGUAAAGGUGGACUUGAUGACAUUAGAUAUUUCUGUGUUCAUUAUACAAAGAUGAAUAUUCUUGAAAUGGGUAAUUUUACCUACAGAAAGCAAGUUGUAGGUUGGAGCUUGCUAUAGAAGUGACAUCUAAAAGUGGAAAGACAUCUACUAUCUAUUAUCAAUUCCAGAAUUUUGUGAAAAGGUUUACAUUUCCUUUAGAAGUAGUGUUACUUUACAUGAUGCCAAAUAAACCUUGAAAUUCGUGAAAAGCCUACUUUUUUUAAAGUUUCAUUCAAAUGUGGGAAACCAGUUUUAUUGAAAUAACUGCUUUAGAAGAUUCAGUCUUGAGGAACAGGCUCUUAAGUUCCCAAGAAAAAGGUAUUCUAGAGAAUUUUGACAUACAAAAAAGCUUUAUAAUUUUUGGAAGUUGGGGUUUAUGAGGCCAUACUUUUAUCAGAAUAAAUGGUGGUCUUGUUCUUCUGUAUUUUCCUAGUUCCUCAGGCUUAGAAUGGAAAGAGUGAAUACGUGAGAUUGUCUGGCCAUGGGAAGGAGAAGAUGCCUGCUCCAAGGGUGCCAGUGCUGGCAGCAAGAUCAAUGGAUCUCUUCUAUUCCAGGAGACAUGGAGGUCUAUUUGUGGUUGGAGCUACCUGACUAGAUAAAGUAUAGAUCAGUCUGCUAUGAAAGUAACUCCUAUGAAGAAGACUGCCUGAUGGCUUAGUUUGCUCUGAAUGUAUCACGUUAUCAGAUAAGCCUUUUCAUGAAAGUAAAACCCGAAAGCAAUAUUCUUCCGGUUUCCGGGUUUGGCUUGGAAUUUUUUAUCCCCUUCUUUGUCAAUUCAGUUUCAGGAAUAGAUUGAAGAAACCAUGGCCAAUCAACGGGAUUACAUUAGCAGACCUAUUUGCAAUGGAAUUUCUGUUCCUGAAAAUAAAAUCAAUUCCUUAGUGGCUGAAGGUCAUGGACAACAAAUUCUAAAAGUACUACAAAAGUUCAGAGAACAAAAUAUAUUUUUUGACUUUAAAAUUCUUGUGAAAGAUGAAAUAAUUCCUUGUCAUCGUUGUGUACUGGCAGCGUGCAGUGAUUUUUUCAGAGCCAUGUUUGAAGUUAAUAUGAAAGAACGAGAUGAUGGCAAUGUUACUAUUAGUAAUCUAUCACCCAAGGCAGUGAAAGCUUUUCUUGAUUACGCUUACACAGGAAAAACAGAGAUAACAAAUGAAAAUGUGGAAAUGCUUUUCCAACUGUCGUCAUUUCUUCAAGUUUCACUCCUUUCCAAAGCUUGCAGUGACUUUCUAGUAAAAAGUAUUGAUCUUGUGAAUUGCUUACAGUUGCUUUCUUUAUCAGAAAGUUACGGUUCCGUCCGCUUAUUUGAUCACGCACUAGAUUUUGUACAGCACCACUUCUCCUUGCUGCUCAGAUCAAGUGAUUUUUUGGAAAUGAAUUUUGAGAUACUACAAAAAUGUCUUGAGGCUGAUGAACUAAAUGUCCCUGAGGAAGAAUCAGUGUUGAAAGCUGUCCUUCAAUGGACCAAACACAACUUAGAAACACGACAGAAAUAUCUGCCUAAUUUGAUUAAAAAAGUGAGACUACACCAGUUACCUGAAAAGACUUUGCAGGACUUUUUACAUUCUGAAGAACACUUACUUAAGAGUGCCGAUUGCUCGGUAAUAAUCAAUGAUGCAGUCAAAAGCGUGCAAGACUUUAGUGGACUAUUUCCAGACGCACGUCCUUCAACAACAGAAAAAUAUAUAUUUGUUCAUAAAACUGAUGAAGAUGGAGAAAACAGGCAUACAUUCUGCUACAACAUCAAAACAGAUAAAUGGAAAGAACUACCACAUACACACAUGAUUGAUCUUCCAGGGUCAAGUUUAUCUAGCUAUGGAGAAAAAAUAUUCAUAACUGGAGGAUGCAAAGGGAAUUGUUAUAGGACUGUCAGGCUUCAUAUUGCUGAACCAUUUCAUGAUGCCACUGACCAAACCUGGUGCUACUGUCCAGUCAGUAAUGAAUUCUCCAUAGUGUCAGCUAUGAAAAAACCAAGGACCAUGCACACAUCUGUUGUAACCUUAAAUCAGCUGUUUGUAAUAGGUGGGAAGACCAGAGGAGCUCAAGAAACCCGAAGUCUUUUGGAUGUAGAAUCCUAUAAUCCUCUUUCCAAAGACUGGAAGUCUGUAAGCCAAUUACCAAGAGGUAUCUACUAUCCAGAAGCAAGUGCUUGUCAGAGUAUAAUUUAUGUUCUUGGCUCAGAAGUAGAGAUUACUGAUGCCUUUAAUCCAUCUCUUGACUGUUUCUUCAAGUAUAAUGCUAUGACUGAUCAGUGGUCUGAGCUUGUAGCAGAGUUUGGGCAGUUUUUCCAUGCAACUCUAAUCAAAGCCGUUCCAGUGAACUGUACAUUGUACAUUUGUGACCUCUCCACCUACAAGGUCUACAGUUUUUGCCCAGAAACCUGUGUUUGGAAAGGGGAAGGAUCUUUUGAAUGUGCUGGCUUUAAUGCAGGGGCAGUUGGGACAGAAGACAAAAUUUAUAUAUUAGGUGGUGAUUAUGCUCCAGAAGAAAUCACAGAUGAAGUUCAAGUCUACCAUAGUAGCAGGUCCGAGUGGGAAGAAGUUUCACCAAUGCCAAGAGCCUUAACUGAGUUUUACUGUCAGGUCAUUCAGUUUAAUAAAUAUAGGGACCCCUGGUCACCUGUACUGACAAUUUGCUCUGGAGAAUUUUGAAACUCCUGAGUCAAAAGAAUCUAUUUAAAUGCACAAGUUUUAGAACAGAUUUUUAAGUAUUAAUUUAGAGAUGGAAGAAUAUGUACUGUUUUGUUUAAAUCUUCAGUUUAAAUUGUAUGCUAUAGAACUGCUUUUGGAAGAGUCCAUUAAAUUGUCAUUCAUGCUAGUCAUUAUAUAGAAAGUAUUACUUAAUUUUAUAUGCAAGUCUUCUCUGUAAUUAUCUGAAUAAUUUACAAAAUGAUAGUACUUUUCAAAACAGCGUAGUCAUGAGGAAUUCAUUGUGUAAUAUGUGCCAUUAUUUCUGUAAUAUUCACAGUUGUCCCGAUAGACAAACCGCUGAGUGAGAAAACUGACUGUGAUACUGUUUUCCCUAUGUAACUGAAGUUUAAAAGGAAUCUACAUUAGUGUUGUUUUAUUUAGGGGGUUUAUAUUCAUAAACCUGUAAUAGGAAUUCAUUGUCAGCUUUACCUUAUUAGAAUGACCUUAGCAAGGCAAAAGCCAAAGUGACCUUCACAGCAUUAAAACCAGGUACCUAACUUGAAGAGUCUGAUAAUUCCUAUCAUCUAUCUUCAGCUCUUCAGUUUUACCAGUUUUUCUCCAUCCUUGUGCCUUAGUAGUAGCUGUACUUUCUGUUUUCAUCCCAUUGACUGUGGCAAGAUAAACAUUGAUAACAUAUUGCAGGCUGGGCAAGAUUUCUACAAGAUGGAUGAUUCAUGUGGUAUCUUUGCUUCAGUCAUGCUGUUAACUCAUGAAAAAACACUUCAGGAUGUUUUUUUAACAGAAGUCUUCCAUCUCUGAAGUUUCCAGUGCUACCUACAGCAAGCUGUAAAAUAAAUUUUAGUUGUUGCUUUGGUUAACUAUGGGAAAAGGUCGUAUCUUGUCAUACAUCAAAUACAAAGUUACAAAAAUAAAUUCCCAUAUUUAAAACCAAAGUAAAUAGUAUUUCUGAGGUGAAAGAAUUCCUUUAGCUUCUAUAGUCGUUUAAAUGAAUUAAAACACUUGUACUUAGUGGCAAUUCUAAGUGUUAAAAUAUUACAUGGUAAAUGCUACACAAUAUAUUGCUUGAUAAAGUUUCAGUAGUCAGCUAUUAUAACGCUAAAAUUGUUACGGACUUUUAGUAUUAAUAUUAGUCUAGCCAUACAUUGUGAGGUAAAUUUGAUCUCAUGCAUACCAAGUGGGACCUGUGUCUGACAGAAGGACACUGAAAUUAGCUAGGUUUCAUAAAUUCAUUUGUAAUCUUCCACAGCCUGAGAAUUUUCUCUAUUUGAGUAAGAUAUUGGAAGCCUUUAUGUUGCAUAUAAGUAUCAUUAAGUAGUAAGGUUGUCUUAUGCCAGACAGAAUGGUUCUAAACAUCUAAGCACAUCUUUUCCAAGGUUUAAAUGUGAACAAAAUUCAGCAAGGUGUCUAAAACAUUUUUAUUAUGGCUUGAGAUGACUGUGGUAAGUUCAUUAUCACAUGACUACUGCAUGUACUUUUUGCAAAACUCAAGCUCAGUAUUAACACUUCAAGGUUAAUAUUGCCUAGCAACAUACUUCUGUUUUAAACAAUACACAAUGCAAAGUUCCAAGUCUGUGAUUGACUCUCUAAUUUGUUAUCAGAUACCUUUACAAAUUCAGAUAACAUUUAUCAUAAAUAUUUUCAUAAGGGUGAAAAUGAAAAUUAUGCACAAGUGGAGAACAAUAGAGUGGAACCCUCCCACUCAAUAGUUUAUUUGUAUUAAGAUGCAUGUCAGUUCUGUAGAGGUAAACAGCUUGUUGUUACAGUAUUUCAGGCAACUUCCACAUUUAUGUUGUUCUUUUCAUAGUGAGUCUCCAAAUCAUGACUGCACGUAGCUAGGUAACCUUUACAAUCACCAUGCUGAAAUGCAAGCAUAUUUAUAUUGGAACACAACUACUUUUUCUUAGUGCAAAGCAAAUGUAUUGAACAGUUUAGGAGAGAUGGAGAAUACUAUUCCUGCUCACUGAAACAGCAGGAGAAAAAUAGACAUAUAGGAGAACAGUAGUUUUAGCAUUAAUAAAGCUACUCAAGGGAGCAUAGAGACUUCAUUAAUAAUUAAUUAUUGCAACUUGUCACUUCAUCAGAAUAGAAAGCCCAAUUCUCCUUUGCUUGUGUUUUUGUGUCGUUCUUGUACCUGAGUAAUAUGAGUAUGCAAUUUAUGCAAUGAGAAAAGUAACAUAUUAAUGCCCAUAGUACCUGGGUAUAAAUAGCUAUGCAAAUUGGAAGAGACUAGAAAAUUGCGAGGUUUUUUUAACUGCCACUCUCAUGACCAGAUUGCUGGGUCACAUAAACAGCAAGUCAGUCAGUAAUUCAGGUGAUGCACUUCCCUUACAGCAUACUUUUUUGGGCAGUCUUCCAUCCAGCUACUUGCUAUAUGUAUAAGCCUCUGGCAUAUGACAUCAGAUAGAGCAAUGGUGUAUGUGGUAAAUUACUCAGUAUAUAUAGCGAAAACUGAAUGAAGCUUAAUUUGGAAAACAGACACUGCUUUAAUAUUCUAUGCUACAUUUGCACAGGAAUGAACAUCAGUUCCCACUUUUGACAAAUCAUUCAAGGAUUUCAGAGGGAGUUGAACUCUCUCGGUGAUCAGGAAAUAAUGUAGUAGUGUCAGUUACUUUAUACCAUUCUUACAGAAAAGUUACUGUGAAAUAGUACUAAUUUGCUUCAGUUAUGUAGGUAAGCCUGUAUUACAACUCUCAUGUAGGAAAAAAGGUCAUUUGCCACAAUGCCACAUACAGAGUUAAAUAGCAGAAUUGAGUGCAGAAGCUGUGUUAGAAAGCCAUGCUUAAAACAAGGCUUUAUGAUAGAAUUAAGGGCCUGUUACAAAUCCUGUGAUUAAUUGCUAAUGAUGUAAGAAAUCUCAGUGAAGUCAACUACACUGCUCAGAAGAAUAUGGAUUACUUGCAUGAGUAACUGCUGUAGGUCUGGAUCAAAUAGAUUUCUCAGCCUACUUUACGCAGCUGUUAUGCAAUUUAAAAAAAGUCACAGAACUAGCGCAAAGCGAGUUUUUCUACAUCUUUUUGAAUUUUUCAAAUUUCACAGUACUUUAUGAAAAAGUACCUUCCUCUAAAAAUAGUCGGUGGCUAGAGUAAUGAUUACCUGUGUUCUGACUGAAAUAUAGUAAGAAGUUUAAAACAUACAAAUUGCAUGUAAAGUUAUAAUCUACUAUUUGCACUUAAAUGAUGUAACCAAAAUAUUUCUCAUAGUAUCUAUUCUAUGUCACAGGACACAUUAUAAGCAUGACCAGUAUAAUAUACAUGAAGAUAAAAUAUAUUGUAUGUGGGAUUUUAAUAUCCAGUAAUGUUUAUAUUGGAUAAUCUUAAUUUUUAAAGAAUGCUAUCAAAACAUUAUGGAACUUUGGUAAUGUUAUCAUACUGGUUUAGUUGCUAUAAUAAAUAUCAAUUAUUCAGGUGUUUAUAUUGAUUAUGUUUGCACAGACCUGAUGAUUAUUAUUUAUGUACUAAUGAAUUUAUUUUCUAUAUUCUAAAUACAUUUGUAGUAAGUCAGUUUACUGCUGUUAAAAAUUCAUUAUAUUCAUAAAAUGGAGUAGAUUUACUGAUUCAGAUUUAUCUGGUAUUACUCCACGAGGAAAGCUGUAUACCUCCUCUGAUUAGUAGUAGGUAGUAGGUAAGGUACAGGCUGUAGAAUGUCUUGUCUGCGGUUUGUAAUGCGAGUCUAAUUUUGGAUGUUUCUGUAGUGACCAACAGGAGGCAGCAUAAGAUCUAUUUUAAUUAAAACAGACUGAAACCAGGGAUAUAUUUGUCAAUAUCUAUAGCUGAACAUUAUGGUCAAUUUACCUUUUUUCCCUUCUAACAUCCAGUAAAGCAUAGAGAUCAGUAAAAUUUUGCUGCUGCCUGGGCUCUGCUGAUAUUACAUGUUUGCCAGGAUGUUCAUUCUUUUGUGAAAUAAAAGCACUGAGCAACUGAA
Molecule: messenger RNA, 9921 nt
Organism: Falco peregrinus (peregrine falcon)
Lineage: Eukaryota; Metazoa; Chordata; Aves; Falconiformes; Falconidae
Gene: KBTBD3
Product: kelch repeat and BTB domain containing 3
Exons: 3
Coding region: 4156-6000 (614 amino acids)
Molecular function (GO): protein binding
Source: RefSeq, a predicted model, not a curated record